This is a messenger RNA of Mauremys reevesii (Reeves's turtle), 2738 nucleotides long. It is a transcript of the gene CHRM3, whose product is annotated as cholinergic receptor muscarinic 3. The record is from RefSeq and is a predicted model, not a curated record. Gene Ontology annotation, molecular function: G protein-coupled acetylcholine receptor activity; G protein-coupled serotonin receptor activity. Gene Ontology annotation, cellular component: plasma membrane; synapse; dendrite. Gene Ontology annotation, biological process: positive regulation of smooth muscle contraction; regulation of vascular associated smooth muscle contraction; adenylate cyclase-inhibiting G protein-coupled acetylcholine receptor signaling pathway. The transcript has 5 exons. Lineage: Eukaryota; Metazoa; Chordata; Testudines; Geoemydidae. Bases 709 to 2559 code for a protein of 616 amino acids.
CCCGGCUCGCAGCGCGGGAGAGGAAAGCGGGGGACGGGAGGAGGCGCUGCCGCUGCCGGGCACAGGUGCUGCUGCUGCUCCAGCUCCAGCUCUCCGGGUCGUGGGGUGCGAAGUGCCCCUGGAGCAGCGCCGCCCGCAGGGGGAUGUACCGGCCGCUUGGUCUCCGCUCCCCGUGGGGAGCCGGCUCCUAGGUCGCGCCGGACUCAGCGGGGACCAGCAGGAGCUGGGCGCCCUGGCGCUGCGGGGGAGGAGGAGGUCGCUGGUCAGAGGCACCUGGGCAGCCAGAUCUCCCACCUAUAGAAGCCAGGUUUCAGAGGAGACAACUGCCUCUAGAAUCCUGAUGAUUUUGCCUUUUUUUGCUUCAUCCACCCUUUUCAAGAUUGUUGAGCUUCUUUUCCAACAUCUAAGUUUUGUUUUCUGCUGUUUAUUGGUAACUUUUGGCAGCUGCAAUGGCUUCUUCAGAAAAAGACGUGAGCUCCUCAACUCUUUUGUCUCUUCUCCAGUGAUUGAUUUUGGUGGUUAUGGCAAAUCUUACAGCAAUGAGUGGUAUAAUGAGCUGCAGGUUGGAUGAGUUACAGUCAUCUGCAACAUGACAUACCAUAUCAAACUUCUUCCUUGUCAUUGCCCAUGUGCUGACACAGGACUGGUUUUGUUUCCAAAAGAAGAGUUUGCAGAACUGCACAGUGCCUGAUCCAAACAAACACUUUGAUGUUCCUAGUUGGACUACGUAGACUAUGUCAGAGAGUCACAAUGAUCCUGCACAAUAACACUACAGUCUCCCCCUUGUUUUCAAAUGUGAGCUUCUUCUGGAAUAGAGAUUCCCAGGGAACAAGGCUUCUUGAGGAUGCAACGUCGGUCAUUGGCAGCUAUGGUUUCCCUCAGACAACUGAGAGUUUUCCCUUGACUACUGUGGAAACAGCCAAUAGGUCACUAGAUGGCAUGAGCAAAGAUCCUUUGGGUGGACACACACUCUGGCAAGUAGUUCUGAUUGCCUUCCUCACUGGCAUCCUCGCACUGAUGACCAUCAUAGGAAACAUCCUGGUGAUUGUGGCAUUUAAAGUUAACAAACAACUUAAAACAGUCAACAAUUACUUCCUGCUGAGUCUUGCGUGUGCAGAUUUGAUCAUUGGUGUUAUUUCAAUGAAUCUUUUCACCACAUAUAUCAUCAUGGACCGCUGGGCUUUGGGAAGUUUGGCCUGUGAUCUAUGGCUCUCCAUUGACUAUGUAGCCAGCAACGCCUCUGUCAUGAAUCUCCUUGUCAUAAGUUUUGACAGGUAUUUUUCCAUCACCAGGCCACUUACAUACAGAGCUAAACGAACAACCAAAAGGGCUGGAAUGAUGAUAGGCUUAGCUUGGGUCAUCUCGUUCAUUCUUUGGGCCCCUGCCAUCUUGUUUUGGCAGUAUUUUGUUGGGAAAAGGACUGUGCCUCCUGAUGAAUGUUAUAUCCAGUUUCUAAGCGAACCUGUCAUCACUUUUGGCACUGCCAUAGCUGCCUUUUAUUUGCCAGUCACCAUUAUGACUAUUUUAUACUGGAGGAUCUACAAGGAGACAGAGAAACGCACCAAAGAGUUAGCAGGGUUACAGGCCUCGGGCAGCAAAGCUGAGGCAGCACGCUUCAUUCGCCAGACUGGUAGCUCCAGAAGCUGCAGCAGCUAUGAGCUGCAGCAGCAGAGUAUGAAGCGCUCCACCAGAAGGAAAUAUGGCCGAUGCCACUUCUGGCUUACAACAAAGAGCUGGAAUCCCAGCCAGGAUCAGGGGGACCAGGAGCACAGCAGCAGCGAUAGCUGGAACAACAAUGACGCUGCUGCUUCUCUUGAAAACUCUGCCUCCUCUGAUGAAGAAGACAUUGCCACAGAAACGAGGGCCAUUUAUUCCAUUGUGCUGAAGCUUCCCGGUCACAGCACCAUCCUCAACUCGACUAAACUACCCUCAUCUGAAGACUUGAAUGGGUCAGGGGACGACUUGCAGAAGUCCAACAUGGGGUCAAAGGAGAGGAAACCUAAAAGGUUGCACUCUCAGAAGAGUGUGGAGGAUGGAGGAAACUUUCACAAGAACUUUUCUAAGCUUCCUGUUCAGCCAGGGUCAGCAGAAGAGGCAGCCAAGGUUUCCGACGGCAUUCCGUCAGCGGCUAAGACAUCAGCAGCCCUGCCUUUAUCCUUCAAGGAAGCAACCCUGGCCAAAAAGUUUGCCUUGAAGACCAGAAGUCAGAUCACCAAGCGAAAACGAAUGUCACUUAUCAAAGAAAAGAAAGCAGCACAGACGCUCAGUGCUAUUUUGUUUGCCUUCAUCAUCACCUGGACACCAUACAACAUCAUGGUUCUGGUGAACACCUUUUGUGAUAGCUGUAUCCCCAAAACAUUUUGGAACCUGGGGUACUGGCUUUGUUACAUCAAUAGCACAGUGAACCCUAUGUGCUACGCAUUGUGUAACAAAACAUUCAGAACCACUUUCAAGAUGUUACUGCUGUGCCAGUGUGACAAACGGAAACGACGCAAACAGCAGUAUCAGCAGAGGCAGUCAGUCAUUUUUCAUAAGCGGAUCCCCCAGGAGGCUUCAUAGAAUAGUAUUUUUAACAAACAAAAAACAAACUGUCAAAGGGCAUGUGGGAGGGGGAGUGGUUCCCGGGUGCUGAUACAAACGUUUCAUCAUCAAGACGUGAGAGCAGCUGCCAGGUUUAUGUAUCCUUUUAAUAAAUCCAGUUUAAUAUUAAAAUCAAAUCUGCAUUAAGCAAAAACAAA